Molecule: messenger RNA, 8390 nt
Organism: Gossypium raimondii (Peruvian cotton)
Lineage: Eukaryota; Viridiplantae; Streptophyta; Magnoliopsida; Malvales; Malvaceae
Exons: 36
Coding region: 355-7968 (2537 amino acids)
Source: RefSeq, a predicted model, not a curated record
ACGGGUUUGGUUCGAGCUUGAAGUCUCUCAUUAAACAAUUGAAUCCCAAGACGACAUCGUUGGCUUAACAACCCGUCAGCAUCAUUUGAUUUAGCACGAGAAGGUUGCCGACCCGAGUAAUAUCGAAUCCCCGCUUUCACUGUCUUCAACCUUCAGUUCUCCCAAAUCUUAUUUCCGACCCAGUUUUCUUCAAUUGUUUUCCCGGCAUCCAAACACCGAAUUCUCAAUCCAAGCCCCCCCCAAAAAAAAGAAUCCAAAUCAUGCAGCACCAAGUUGUCACGAUCAAUCACAAGUUCUCAGUGAAAUAAAUAUCCAAAAUCCAAAAAAACUACUUUGUUUCCAUUUCAAUUUUCUAUGGACAAAGAAACUGAACUUCUCUCGCGCCUAGCCGCAAACCAUCUAAACCUAGCUCAAUUCGAACCGUUGCGAGCCACGCUUCUAGCUCUACGAACCAAAAACCCCGAACUUGCUCUGGCAAUCCUUCAAACGAUCGUCGCCAACUCGGGUCGGUUCGAGAACAUUGCCUGGUCACCUUCUUGUCCAUCGCCAGCUCUUUUAACUUAUCUUUCAACUCUCGAGCUCUUGCAAUUUAAUAAUCCUACAUCUAUAUGGAGCUUCGAUCCCGAUACAUUGCGCUUACGAGCGGAAUUUUUGUUGUUAGUUCAAGUUUUGAUUGAUAAGGUCUCGGCUAGUCUGAGAAGAGAUGUUGAUUUGGAUAAGAUUGAAAAAGAGAAGGAAAGUGAGAGCGAAGGUUUUGAGGAAGAGAAACCUGAGUUGUUGGAUAGAAGUGAUGAUUUGCAAGAGGGAAAUGGUGAAUUGGGAGAUUGUGUUAGGGUUUUAGAUAGGUUUCUGGAAUUGGGAAUGAGGAGGUUGAGACCGGAUGUAGUCAUGGAAGGUGGUGAUGCUGAUGCUGAUGGUGAAGAGGAGCACAAGGCUGUCUUGGAGAAGGUUUUGAUCGAGGAAGAAGAAAUGGUUUGUUUGAGGAACGUGAUUAUGGAUUACGCAGAUCUUUUCGAUGCCUUAUGUGAGAAUAUUCAGAGGCAAUUGAAAGGAUUGGACGGUGAUGAUUCGGGGAUGGCUAUAAUGAUACGAAGAGAGGAGAAGGUGACAGUGGAUUCAUUCGACGAGGAACAUAAGGGGGUUCUUAGUUUAAUACAAAUGAGUGUUCAGUUAGCCCAUUUGGAUGCUAUGAAGGAAUAUCUGAAGGAUGGGGAUAUUGAAGGAGUGGUUUCUCGCAUUCGUUUUCUUCACCUUGGUUAUGGAGUCGAGGACGAUGUGUAUCGCACACUCUUACGAGAUCUACUCAAGAGGGUUUUAUCAGAAAAGGAAAGAUUCGGAGUGUCCCGGCAUUCCACAGAAGAAAAGUUGUUACAGAUUUAUGGAGAAGCUCUGUCAUCAAAUUGCAGGCAUCUUGUCCAAAUGAUUCAAGUUAUUCAUGACGAGUUGCUUGUUGAAGAGAUUGAGAUGUAUAGAUCUCUUGAUAACAACCAAAUUCCUCCACCUCUUGAGCAUUUUCAUAAGUAUUUAGUGGAACUGAAAACUAAUGCAGAUUUAAAUAACAAGCAUUGGCCCUUGAGUAUGGCAGCAAGUUCUUGCAUGAGAGAUUUGUUCCAUUUUGCUCGCAUUUCUGGGUUACAUGUACUAGAGUGUGUGAUGAAUACGGUUUUAUCCGCCAUAAAAAGGGAGAACAUUGAAGAGGCAACUGAUGUUCUUGUACUGUUCCCUCGGCUUCGGCCCCUGAUAGCUACUAUGGGUUGGGAUUUGCUGUCUGGUAAAACAAUUUUGAGGCGGAACUUAAUGCAAUUUCUUUGGGUAAGUAAAUCACAUGUUUUUCAGCUGGAAGAAUCACCUCUCUAUGGAAACCGAUCAGAUGAGGUAUCUUGUGUGGAACAUCUCUGUGAUCAAUUAUGUUAUCACCUUGAUAUUGCCUCUUUUGUUGCUUGUGUCAAUUCCGGUCAACCAUGGAGUUCAAAAUUCUCAUUACUAUUGUCUGGACAUGAAAACAUAGUAUCUGGAAGUGAAGAUGCUAAGUUAGACACAUUUGUUGAAAAUUUUGUGUUGGAAAGACUUUCUGUUCAAUCUCCCCUUCGGGUACUGUUUGAUGCUGUUCCAAGCAUAAAGUUUCAAGAUGCUAUUGAAUUGAUUAGCAUGCAGCCAAUUGCUUCUACUCUUGAGGGCUGGAAAAGGGGGCAAGAUAUUGAACUUAUGCACAUGCGUUAUGCUUUGGAAUCCACUGUCCUUGCACUAGGAGCAAUGGGAAGUAGCAUGACUGGUGAGAAAGAGACUCAUCAAGUGGCACUAUGUCAUUUGCAAGACCUAAAGAACCAUUUGGCGGCCAUAAAAAAUAUUCCACGCAGGAUACUGAUGGUGAAUGUUAUAAUUUCACUUUUACAUAUGGAUGAUAUCUCUCUCAAUUUGACACAUUGUGCCUCACCUGGGAGCCUUUUUAAACAGUCUGUUGAAUGUGGUUCCGAACAUAUUGAUUUAACCAUAUAUGAAGGUGGAAACAAAAUGGCUAUAUCUUUCACAGGGUUGCUACUUGAUAUUGUACGUCAUAGUCUUCCAUCAAGCACAGCUGUGGAGGAGCAUGCAUCCGCUGAUGGUUUAAGCAUGUCUGGGAGGCAGGCUUUGGAGUGGAGAAUUUCAAUGGGUAAACGUUUCAUUGAAGAUUGGGAAUGGCGAUUAUCAAUUUUGCAGCGCCUUCUCCCAUUAUCUGAAAGGCCAUGGAGUUGGAAGGAGGCAUUGACUAUAUUACGAGCAGCCCCAUCUAAGCUACUUAGUCUUUGUAUGCAAAGAGCAAAAUAUGACAUUGGAGAAGAGGCAGUUCAUCGGUUUUCAUUGUCUGCAGAAGACAGAGCUACCCUUGAAUUAGCUGAGUGGGUAGAUAACGCAUUUGGAAAUGUGCAUGUAGAAAAUGCAGUGUCUCGGGCAGCUGAUGGGACUUCUCCGGUACAGGAUUUGGAUUUUUCAUUGUUGCGCUCUCAAUUGGGUCCUUUGGCUACCAUUUUUCUGUGCAUUGAUGUUGCUGCAACUUCAGCUAGGUCUGCCAGUAUGUCUCUACUGCUUCUGGAUCAGGCUCAAGUUAUGUUAUCUGAGAUAUAUCCGGGAGGUUCACCAAAGGUGGGUUCCACUUACUGGGAUCAGAUCCAUGAAGUUGGAGCUAUUUCUGUAUUACGACGUGUCCUGAAACGUCUGCAUGAGUUAUUGGAACGGGAUAGUCCUCCAGUUCUUCAGGCCAUUCUGACAGGGGAGAUCUCCAUUUCAGCAGCUAAGGACUCUCAUCGACUGGGACAAAAAGAACGUGCCCUUGCACUUCUACAUCAGAUGAUUGAAGAUGCUCAUAUGGGCAAGCGGCAGUUUCUUAGUGGUAAGCUUCACAAUCUAGCCAGAGCUAUUACCGAUGAAGAAAUGGAAGUCAAUUUUGCUAAAGAGGAAGGACCAGGAAGUGAUCGCAAAGUACAAUCCAUUCUUGACAAGGAUGGUGUUCUUGGGCUUGGGCUAAAAGCUGUCAAUCAGACAUCAGUAACUUCCACGACUGGAGAUAAUAGUGUGCAGUCGGUUGGUUAUGAUAUGAUGGAUGCUGGGAAGAGGCUUUUUGGCCCUUUAAGUGCAAAGCCCCCAACCUAUUUGUCACAAUUUAUUCUCCAUAUUGCUGCAAUAGGUGACAUAGUGGAUGGAACAGAUACAACUCAUGACUUUAACUUUUUCUCACUUGUAUAUGAAUGGCCUAAAGAUCUCUUAACUCGUUUGGUCUUUGACCGAGGCAGCACAGAUGCAGCUGGAAAAGUAGCAGAGAUAAUGUCUGCUGACUUUGUUCAUGAAGUGAUUUCAGCAUGUGUACCCCCGGUUUAUCCUCCACGGUCUGGUAAUGGUUGGGCAUGUAUUCCUGUCAUCCCCACAUGCCCUCGUAGUUGUUCAGAAAAUAAAGUACUUUCUCCUUCUGCUAAAGACGCUAAGCCUAGCUGUUACAGUCGUUCCUCUGCAACACCCGGGAUCCCUCUUUACCCUCUACAAUUGGAUAUUGUGAAACAUUUGGUUAAAAUAUCUCCUGUUAGGGUUGUAUUGGCUUGUGUUUUUGGAAGCAGUAUGUUACACAGCGGCAGUGACUCUUCUAUAUCUAGCUCCUUGGAUGAUGAUUUAUUGCAGGCACCUGAUGCUGAUCGGUUGUUUUAUGAGUUUGCUCUUGAUCAAUCUGAAAGGUUCCCUACUUUGAAUAGAUGGAUACAAAUGCAGACUAAUCUUCAUAGAGUUUCAGAAUUUGCCGUGACAGCUAUGCAAAGAGAUGAUGAUGGCAAGGUUAAACCUGAAACAAGAACUGUUAUUAAAAGACUGCGAGAAUCUGACAGUGACACUGAGUCAGAAGUUGAUGAAACUGUCAAUAAUUCUAACGUCACAACAUCCUUGGACCUAAAUGUUAAGGAUAACACUUCUCCAGACCCAUGGCAUGACUCCUUAAAACCUGAAACAGCCGAAGUUGAUAGUACAGUUUUUCUUUCUUUUGGUUUAGAGAAUGAAGAUCCAUAUGAGAAAGCUGUGGAACGGUUGAUUGAUGAAGGAAAGUUAAUGGAUGCUCUUGCACUCUCUGAUCGCUUUCUGCGUAAUGGAGCUUCAGACCGGUUGCUUCAACUACUAAUUGAACGAGGAGAAGGAAGCCAUUCAGCCUCUGGGCAACCUCAGGGUUAUGGGGGGCAUGGCAUCUGGAGCAAUAGUUGGCAGUAUUGCCUGCGGUUGAAGGACAAGCAACUGGCAGCUGGACUUGCCCUCAAGUACAUGCACAGAUGGGAACUUGAUGCUGCUUUGGAUGUUCUGACCAUGUGCAGCUGCCACCUGCCUCAAAGUGAUCCAGUUAGGAAUGAGCUCCUGCAAAGGAGACAAGCUUUGCAGCGGUACAGCCAUAUAUUAAGUGUAGAUCAUCACCAUGGAAGCUGGCAAGAGGUUGAAGCUGAGUGUAAGGAAGAUCCUGAAGGCUUAGCGCUAAGAUUAGCUGAGAAAGGAGCUGUUUCUGCUGCUUUAGAAGUUGCUGAAAGUGCUGGAUUAUCAGCAGAACUGCGGAGAGAACUUCAGGGCCGACAGCUUGUGAAGCUUCUCACAGCGGAUCCUUUGAAUGGUGGAGGACCAGCAGAAGCUUCCCGUUUUUUAUCAUCACUAGGUGACUCUGAUGAUGCUCUACCAGUCGCUAUGGGUGCAAUGCAACUAUUACCCAACCUACGGUCAAAACAACUUCUUGUUCACUUCUUCUUGAAGCGAAGAGAUGGGAGUCUGUCAGAUGUUGAGGUUUCUCGACUUAACUCGUGGGCUUUAGGCCUUCGUGUUCUAGCUGCCUUACCACUGCCUUGGCAGCAACGAUGUUCUUCCUUGCAUGAGCACCCACAUUUAAUAUUGGAGGUUCUACUGAUGAGGAAACAACUGCAAUCUGCCUCACAGAUCCUUAAAGAGUUUCCUUCUUUGAGAGACAACAGUGUUAUCAUAUCAUAUGCUGCUAAAGCUGUUGCUGUCAGUAUUAGCUCUCCAAUUCGGGAGCCUCGGAUAUCUGUUUCUGGAACACGGCCAAAACCAAAAACAAAAUCAGGUGUACCUGCAAGGUCAUCCUUCACUAGUAGUUUAAGCAACUUGCAAAAGGAGGCUCGUAGAGCUUUUUCUUGGGCUCCACGUAAUACUGGGGACAAGACUGCCCCCAAAGAUGUUUAUCGGAAAAGAAAGAAUUCUGGUCUGUCACCUUCUGAAAGAGUUACUUGGGAGGCAAUGGCUGGGAUUCAAGAGGAUCGUGUAUCAGCAUAUGCGGAUGGGCAAGAGCGGUUUCCUUCUGUCUCAAUUGCUGAGGAAUGGAUGCUAACAGGUGAUGCUGGUAAAGAUGAAGCUGUUCGAGCAUCUCACAGAUACGAAAGUUCCCCUGACAUUAUUCUCUUCAAGGCAUUGCUUUCCUUAUGUUCUGAUGAGUUUGUGUCUGCGAAGAGUGCCCUAGACUUAUGUGUUAAUCAGAUGAAAAAUGUUUUGGGCUCCAAGCAGUUGCCUGAGAAUGCAUCAAUGGAAACAAUUGGUCGAGCAUAUCAUGCUACUGAGACAUUUGUCCAGGGACUAAUAUAUGCUAAAUCGCUGUUGAGGAAACUCACUGGUGGCAACGAUUUGUCUAGUAAUUCUGAAAGAAGCAAGGAUGCUGAUGAUGCAUCCUCUGAUGCUGGUAGCUCAAGUGUGGGUAGCCAGACGGAUGAGUUAUCUGAAGUUUUGUCACAAGCAGAUGUUUGGCUGGGACGUGCUGAGCUUCUUCAAAGCCUUCUGGGAUCUGGCAUCGCUGCUUCUCUUGAUGAUAUUGCUGACAAGGACUCAUCUGGCCGUCUCCGUGACAGGUUGAUUGUUGAUGAACAGUAUAGCAUGGCCGUGUAUACUUGCAAGAAGUGCAAGAUUGAUGUUUUUCCUGUAUGGAAUGCAUGGGGACAUGCUUUGAUUCGGAUGGAGCAUUAUGCGCAAGCGCGUGUGAAGUUUAAGCAAGCUCUUCAACUUUACAAGGGUGAUCCUGCACCUGUCAUUCUAGAGAUCAUUAAUACAAUUGAAGGAGGUCCACCUGUGGACGUGUCAGCUGUUCGUUCCAUGUAUGAACAUUUGGCCAAAAGUGCACCAACAAUCUUGGAUGAUUCUCUUUCUGCCGAUUCAUAUCUAAAUGUUCUGUACAUGCCAUCUACCUUCCCUCGUUCAGAGAGAUCAAGGCGGUCUCUAGAAUCUUCAAAUAGUAAUUCUCCAUACGGCCCUGACUCUGAAGAUGGACCACGUAGUAACUUGGACAGUGCUCGUUAUACUGAGUGUGUUAGCUAUUUGCAAGAAUAUGCUCGUCAGGAUUUGCUUGGAUUUAUGUUUAAGCAUGGUCACUUCAAUGAUGCAUGCUUGUUAUUCUUUCCUCCUAAUGGUGUUCCUACACCUGCUCAACCUUCAACAAUGGGAGUAGUAACUUCAUCAUCGUCCCCUCAAAGAUCAGACCCCUUGACAACUGAUUAUGGAACCAUUGAUGAUUUGUGUGACUUGUGCGUUGGGUAUGGUGCCAUGUCAGUUCUGGAGGAAGUGAUUUCACAAAGGAUUUCAGUUGCAAAACAGCAGAAUGCUUUGAUAAAUCAAUAUACAGCUGCUGCACUUGGCCGUAUUUGCACUUAUUGUGAAACUCAUAAGCACUUUAAUUAUCUAUACAAAUUUCAGGUAAUCAAGAAGGAUCAUGUCGCAGCCGGACUCUGUUGUAUCCAGUUAUUUAUGAAUUCUUUGUCUCAAGAGGAAGCUAUCAGACAUUUGGAACAUGCUAAGAUGCAUUUUGAUGAGGGGUUAUCAGCACGAUACAAAGGUGGAGAAUCUACCAAGCUGAUCACAAAGGGCGUUAGAGGAAGAAGUGCCUCUGAGAAGCUUACAGAAGAAGGACUUGUCAAGUUUUCUGCUAGAGUGGCAAUCCAGGUGGAAGUUGUGAAAACUUUUAAUGACGCCGAUGGACCACAGUGGAGACAUUCACUUUUUGGAAAUCCAAAUGAUCAAGAAACCUUUAGGAGGAGGUGUGAGAUUGCAGAAACUCUUGUUGAGAGGAACUUUGAUUUGGCAUUCCAAGUUAUUUAUGAAUUUAAUCUUCCAGCUGUUGACAUAUAUGCUGCUGUUGCUGCAUCGCUUGCUGAAAGGAAAAAGGGCAGCCUGUUGACGGAAUUUUUCAGAAACAUUAAAGGAACAAUUGAUGAUGAUGAUUGGGACCAGGUAUUGGGGGCUGCUAUUAAUGUGUAUGCUAACAAACACAAGGAACGCCCAGACCGUCUCAUUGACAUGCUGACUAGUAGUCACAGGAAAGUGCUGGCAUGUGUGGUUUGUGGUCGCCUAAAAAGUGCUUUCCAGAUUGCAUCUCGAAGUGGAAGCGUGGCUGAUGUUCAAUAUGUUGCACAUCAGGCUUUACACGCCAAUGCUCUUCCCGUGCUUGAUAUGUGUAAACAAUGGCUGUCUCAGUACAUGUAACAUGUAUUUCUGCUACUUCAUAUUCACGUGGUUGCUAAGUCCACUAUUACAAGAACCCGAUUUCACAACUCUGGAAGGGGAUGCGAUUGGCUGAUUCAGAUUCUGGCAACCAUCAAAUACAGGCAAUUUAAAUUGGUUUUUCUUAUAAAUAAUAUGCUUUUUUUUUUGUAUGUAUUGAUUUAUUUGAACUUUAAAGUUUUGAUGGCUUCUCGAGCUUAUGGUCAUGGAUGAGGUCUGCUUCAGAGAGAGUGUGUGUAUGCGCGCAACUGGGUUUUAAUUUUAUGUACUAAAUAAUUUUGUAAAUUAUUAUGACAUAAUAAAGAUAAUAGGAUAGCAUGCAGUAGCUUCAUAAUUUUUUGUAUGUGGAGCUAUUUGCAUGGUUUUAUCCAUACCAUAUUAUAGAAGCUCUCAAUUUUCAGUCA